Molecule: messenger RNA, 402 nt
Organism: Gongylonema pulchrum
Lineage: Eukaryota; Metazoa; Nematoda; Chromadorea; Rhabditida; Gongylonematidae
Source: the annotation of a GenBank genome assembly
AUAUGUGCUUGGUGAUAAUCUUCACAUUGGCUUGUCGAAUUCGAUGGGUAAUGUAUUCUCCUAUACCGAUUGUGGCUUAAUAGUGGAACCCUUCUGGAAACACUCCAUUUGUGUUUACGAGUUCAGCAACAAGAAUAAUUUUGAUACACAGUUAAAAGCUUUCCUCAGAUGCUCUCACCGGCGAUUUACCCCUCAGGCUUACAAUGAGAACAUUUGGAAUUGUUACAGUUUUGUUAUGGAUUUUCUUCAGUAUGCAGAUUUGUUGGAGCGAAAUAUUGGUGCCGCGGAUGAGCUAAUUUCGAGUCAUGUUUGUAAAGCAUUACAACGAAUGUUUCGAUAUUUCAGCUUGUUGAAUUGCCUGUCUGGAUUUUCUUCAUCUUCAUGUUUCAUUUUGGCAUAGCU